This is a messenger RNA of Cicer arietinum (chickpea), 444 nucleotides long. The record is from RefSeq and is a predicted model, not a curated record. NCBI's taxonomy places the organism in Eukaryota, Viridiplantae, Streptophyta, Magnoliopsida, Fabales, Fabaceae.
AUGACAGCGGAUGGUUCGGGUGUGGUGGUGGGAGUAGGAGGAAGAGGAAGAGUGAGAGAAGGUGGACAACCUUUGAAGAAAAGAAAGAGUAAUGAUGUGAAAGACCCUCCUCCGGGAAAACCAACUUGUCCUGAAUGCAAAAGAGAGUUUUUCACAUGGAAGGCUGCAUUUGGACACAUGCGAAAACACCCUAACCGUGCUCACCGUGGUUUUUUUCCACCUCCUGUUUUUAGUUCCUCUUCUACUGCCACAAUCAACCCACCUGCACCUCAACCUAUUCAAAAUGAGGGUGAUGGUGAAAACCGUGCAAUGGAAAUUGAGGCGGGUCCCUCUGUUGCUGCUGCCGCUGCACCUGAGCCUGAUGCUGAAGAGAAGAUUGAAGAACGCAAGAAUUUAGGAUUCGACUUGAACAAGAUGCCUCCCAAUGAAGAAGAUGAAGUGUGA